Filobasidium floriforme is the source of this 1593-nucleotide messenger RNA. RefSeq names its product putative JmjC domain DNA-binding protein. The transcript has 2 exons. The coding region runs from base 191 to 1501 and encodes 436 amino acids. Gene Ontology annotation, molecular function: 2-oxoglutarate-dependent dioxygenase activity. NCBI's taxonomy places the organism in Eukaryota, Fungi, Basidiomycota, Tremellomycetes, Filobasidiales, Filobasidiaceae. The record is from RefSeq and is a predicted model, not a curated record.
UCUCAAUAAUGUCGACUGCUUCACUACAACUCACCGCACUGGCUCGCUACUUUGCCGAUCCUGUCCUGAAUGACAGUACGCGAUUGAUCCCCCGUCAGACGGAGCCUGUUCAGCUCACAAGUCAUCAUCAAUCGCUGCAGUACUCGAUCAAUGUGGCAGCGCGAUCACUGAGACACUUCGGAAUGCUUUCAUGUCAUUGAUACCCCGGGACAAUGCGUUGGGAUCAUCGGCAGAACAUGAUGAAGCAUCCCUGGCUUUCCGAGCGUUGCGCAAGCUUGCCCAUCGCAAAAUCCAGUCGUUGCCGUUCGACACCGUCGGAGGGCAAUGGCUUCGUCUCUAUGUAGAUGCGACCGUUGGAUUGGUAUUAACGGAGACGAUCACUCCUAAGGAGGAUUACCAUCGCGUCAGCCAGAGGAUCAAGGCACUCGAUAUGGCGAUUAUCAUUGCUGGGGCCACAGGUCGGGAAGAUCAAAUUCAGCUACUCAUACGGGUCCUGCAGGAUGGCAGAUUUCGGCAAGCUUCCAAGGACAUACAGAAGGAAAUACAGCAGGAAAAGUCAAGCCAGGGAAGCCCGUCUGCUUAUGGUCGCCCCAGCAAGCGUCAAUGUAUGUUGGAUCAUGCGGGUGCUAGCGGUCGACAACCUAUACCUUGUUUGGAGAAACCGCCAACGAUGACGCAAUUCAUCGCACACGAACGGAACAAACCUUUUAUACUCAGGCGGUACAUCGCCGAAUCGGACGAGAUAUCUAACCCGUACGGCCUGAGCUGGCCCGCUGUUGAUCAGUGGAAGUCUAUGGACUACCUGCUGGGACUUGUCGGCGAAGACAGGGUAGUUCCGGUCGAAAUUGGAUCGUCAUAUACGGAUGCCGCCUGGACUCAAACUAUAGUCCCCUUCCGAGCCUUUCUCGAAAGCGUGGGUUACGGACGACUUGGUUGUCAAGCGGACGACCCCGCUACGCAGCGGACGGAUGCUCCCAUGUAUCUCGCCCAAUACUCGCUUCUUAAGCAAUUUCCGGAACUGGAGAGGGACAUUGUUAUGCCCGACUACGUCUAUUCCGCGCCCCCCGCUCCCGAUUGUUUCCCAGGCUACAAGCCACCGGGUAACGAAGAGGAGUUGGUCAUCAACGUUUGGGUGGGUAGCGGCCAAGGGAAAGUAACAAGUCCUCCACACACGGAUCCGUACUACAAUUGUUAUGCGCAGGUGCUGGGCAGAAAGCGGGUUUGGCUCGCGCCCCCAUCAAUAGGUCCAUAUAUGUAUGCCCACGGAGGAUGUCCAAAUGACGAGGCUGAGGUCUAUGCGACAAAUACGUCUCAAGUUCCGGUCUUUGAGCUCUCUUCUAGCGAUCGGACGAAAUAUCCGCAUUUUUUCGAGCAAGUCGAAGCCGAGUGCAUGGAGGAGAUACUCGAACCUGGAGACAUGCUGUUCAUGCCACCAGGCUGGUGGCAUGCCAUGCGAGGAGAAGGAACGACAUUUGCGUGGUCCGUUUCCAUGUGGUUUUGAGAAUGCAGUCCCCGUACUCAUACUGCCAGAAGACCGUGGUCGCUAUGUAUACCAAUGAUGAUUAUAGAUUCGAUUCAUGCGUAUAUACGUAA